Messenger RNA from Cottoperca gobio, 1693 nucleotides. Its product is annotated as pyrokinin-1 receptor-like. The coding region runs from base 1 to 1284 and encodes 427 amino acids. The record is from RefSeq and is a predicted model, not a curated record. The transcript has 6 exons. Gene Ontology annotation, molecular function: G protein-coupled receptor activity. Gene Ontology annotation, cellular component: plasma membrane. Lineage: Eukaryota; Metazoa; Chordata; Actinopteri; Perciformes; Bovichtidae. Gene Ontology annotation, biological process: G protein-coupled receptor signaling pathway.
AUGAACCUUUCGGAGCAGAUUUCAUUCCACUUCACCUGUAAUGUCAGCCCGAGUGAUCAGCCGCAGCUCCAUAUUAGUGUCACCAAAAGGGAGCCGCUGACAAUUGCCGUGCCCAUGACCGUCUUCUACAGCAUCAUCUUCUUGUGUGGAGUCGUAUUCAAUGGUGUGAGCAUCCUGACCCUCCUCAUGGAUGCUCAUAUGAGAGUCAGUGCCAUUCGCUACUACCUUAUCAGCCUGGUCAUAUCAGACAUUCUGCAGCUGUUGACCAUCCCGAUAACUUUGUAUCGGUACUACUGGGAGAGCUACCCAUGGCGUCUGGGCCAAACAGUAUGCAAAGUCUACUUCAUGGUCCGCCAAGUGUACUGUGCCACCACAAGCUGGAUUAUCAUGACCUUCACCACUGAGCGCUAUGUAGCCAUUUGCCACACCAUGUGGUCUGUCUCCAGCAUGAAGAAGUCUCGGCUGCCAUGCCUUCUUACAGUAUGGAUCAUUUCUCUCGUCUCAGCAGUACCCUAUGCUCUGGUCUAUGACCAGGCUCGUGUCUGCAUCCUUGACUACACGGCCGCUACGCAAGAAGACGCCUUCCAUGUCGCCACCAUGUGUGAGAUGACCGAGCCUGAUCCUGCACACCUCUACAAAGGAGCUUUACUUCUGAGAGCGGGAAUCUUCUUCCUGGUCCCAUUGGUCUCCAUCUGUACUCUCUAUCUGCUCAUCCUGCUCUACCUGAGGCGGAAUGGACGUCAAAGGAGAAACAUGGGUCUCACGUGGCCGGAUCCAGAAGGAAGACGAGAAAUCCAGUGCCAUCAGAAUGGAAAGCUACUUUUAAAUGAAAAGAGAGCUCUAAAAUUAAUGGGUGCAGUCAUGGUGGCCUUUUGCGUUUGCAACUUUCCUGACAUUGCCUCGUCGCUGAUGCAGGUCUAUGUGGUUGUGUGGUCCGACACGGUCCUUUCUGUCUACACAAUCCUGAAAUCGUACUUGUCGCUUCCACUGUGGUAUAUUAACGGUGCUCUGGACCCGCUGCUGUUCUGUAUUUCCUCCCACACAUUUCGCAGGGCAUGCUGGAGAACUCUGGGAAGGCUCAGGCCUCAAUGCUACUUAAAGUAUGGAAGCAUGUUUUGGCAGAGAAGUUCUAGUGAAGAGGCAAGCACAACAGCCAGAGAGAGGGUUGAUGGUAAAUGCCACAGAGAGAAGAUGGACAAAAAGAGAAAUGCAGUCACUAACAAAUCAGAUCAGAUGACUAGAGAUAGCCCCAUUCAACAGGAGCUGCAGCAACACGCACUCUGAAUUGUUAUUUAUUUUAUGCUAUGAAAGACAAAUGUAUCGUUUUAGAAUACAAAAGCUAAAUAUUUGUUUUCCUACAACUUUGCUUUAUUUCUCUUCCUUUUUUUUUUUUGCUGUGAAAGCAUUUCAGAGUCUUGUUAAAAAUGUGCCCAUAUUGUGACUGUCAAGUAAUAUUUCUGUCCAAUCAAAUGCUUUUUGUCUAGUUAGAAAUAUAUAUAUAGUGCUUUAAAUCUUAUAUUGUAACUUAAGACAUGUAGAAAUGUUUUUUUCUAUAUAUCAAGUGUGAUACGACACUUCUGAAAUGUUGUGGUAGAUGUGGUAGUGUGUUUUACUAUGUUGAGUUUUAAAUAUAUUUUGUUCAAGAGUAUUAUUCUGUAGUAUUGCUUACAUCAUAACUGUACAUGUGACCAGU